AUGGCGUCCCUCACUGCCAGAAGCAGCCCGCCAAAGGACGGCAUAAAAAUCAUCCACGCGGGUCUUUACCGCACAGGAACAGCGUCCAUGGCCGCAGCAUACCGCAUCCUUGGCUACAAAGCCCAUCACGCUCUACACAACGAAUGGCACGAACCCUGGGGGAAACUCGAGCAAGCAGCGGAAGCUACCUUUCCUCACCUUAUCCAUCUCCCAGACUACACUCACAACGGUCCUCGCCCAGGUUUCACCAGAGAGGAUUGGCAGAGCUUAUGGGGUGAUUACGAUGUUGCUACUGAUAUAGCGUCGACGUUUACUUUGGAGCUCAUCAAGGUGUAUCCCGAUGCAAAAGUUGUCAUUGUCCAGAGGAAAUUCGAAGAUUGGUGGCCGUCGUUUCAUUCGGAGAUAUUGGUCUCUGUGUUUGAGGCAACCUGGCUUCAAAAGUUCUUGACGUGGUAUGUUUUGCGUUUUCGAGCCUUGCAUGCCAUGAGGAAGGUUCUCGCCGGUUUCUUCUCUGUGGAUGAGUACUCUGUGGGGGCCAUUACGCCCGCUAUUGCAAGGCAUGCGUAUGAGGAAUUUUAUAGCAAGGUUCGGGAAGCCGUACCGAAUGAGAGACGGUUGGAGUAUUCGCUUGGUGAUGGAUGGGAACCGCUUUGUGAGUUUUUGGGGAAGGAUGUACCGGACGUUGAGUUUCCUAGGGUUAAUGAUCGGAAGACGCAUAGUGAGGAUAUGGAGAGGCUCAUGGCGAAGCUUAUGAGGGUCUCGAUGGGGGUUCUUGGACCUUAUCUUGUUGGGUUUCUUGCUGUUGCUGUUGUCUUUUAUGCCUGGUAA
Messenger RNA from Fusarium oxysporum Fo47, 828 nucleotides. RefSeq names its product sulfotransferase family protein. Lineage: Eukaryota; Fungi; Ascomycota; Sordariomycetes; Hypocreales; Nectriaceae. The record is from RefSeq and is a predicted model, not a curated record. The coding region runs from base 1 to 828 and encodes 275 amino acids. The transcript has a single exon.